UGAUGUUGUGAUGAUGUGUUUGACUGACACUUAUCCUGUUACUGGGUAUUUAUACCUUGUCAUCAAUAUGUAAUUAAUAUCUGUAUAUAAAUAUAUUUAAGAAAAAUGUUUUCAACGUGACGUAUAAGAUUCUUAUAAUAACAUUAGAUAAGGAGAUAAGAAACUAAAUUUACAGAUAAAAGUAAACCACAUUUCAAACUUCAAUCUAUCAAGAUUUGUAAUAUUUGGGAUAACAGUAAAUAUUUUUGAUACAUGCAAAAUUUAAGAAAAGGGGUAUGUUUAUUUGAAAUUUUCAUUACUGGUUGUGAGGCUGUCUGGUUAAACGAUGGAAGAAAACGGUAGCAGUACUAGAGACCAAAAUAGAAACAAAGAUAUAAACUGGUCAAGAUAUGGUUUGGGAAAUGAAACCGCACAAAGAGUUAGAGCAAACACAAGUGGCUUCGUAGAUUUAUCAAAUGAUUAUGGUGCAGGUGGACAUCAGGCUUCAGGGGCCAACGAAUUAUUUGCCGAAGAGCAGGGAGAUGCACCUUGGUGGAAAUCAAAUUUUUUUAUAUCCCAACCAGUUUUGUUUGGGACUUGGGAUGGUGUAUUUACAUCUUGCUUAAUUAAUAUUUUUGGUGUUAUUGUGUUUUUACGAUCAGGAUGGAUAGUUGGUCAAGCUGGAAUUAUUAGUGCUAUUAUCAUAGUUUUAUCUACAGUAUUCAUCGCUUUAAUAUCGGUACUCUCAGCUGUGGGCAUUUGCGAAAGAUGUCGAAUUGAAAGCGGAGGUGUAUACUUUGUCAUUGCACAUACGUUAGGAUCUAGAUUUGGAGGAUCUCUUGGUUUACUUUACUGCUUCGGACAGGCAGUAGGUUGUGCUUUAAAUGUUUUGGGUUUCGGUGAAUCCAUGGCGGAAUUAAUCGGAUUUGGUCAUUCUCCAUGGGCAGUUCGACUGAUAGCAAUGGCAGCUGUCUUAUUACUCAGUGUCAUAAAUGUAGCGGGAGUUAAAUGGGUUAUAAAACUGCAGUUUAUUUUGCUCCUCAUAUUACUUCUAGCUGGCCUUGAUUUUAUGGUGGGAAGUUUCGUCCAUACAGACGAAGAAAAUGGUUUUAAAGGAUGGCUGUCGGGAAUUAUAAAUGACAACUUAUGGUCAAAUUAUCACGAGGGUUACAGCUGGUUUACAGUUUUCGGGGUAUUUUUUCCAACGAUAACAGGAAUUCUCUCAGGAAUUAACAUGAGCGGUGAUCUAAGAGCGCCAUCUACCAACAUCCCUAAUGGGACACUAGCUGCAUUAAGCACUGGAACAUUUUUAUAUCUCGUUUUCAUCAUUUUUCUUGGAGCCACAUGUACGAGAGAUGCACUGCUAACUGAUUUUUUGAUUGCUGCGAGGGUGUCUGCUAUACGAGUACUGUUACUAGCGGGAUUAUACGUUUCAUCUAUGUCUAGUUGCCUGGGUGCCAUGUACGGCACUCCAAGAGUUUUGCAGUCUAUUGCUUUAGAAAAUGUUAUUCCAGGAAUUGGUAUAUUGGGCAUGGGGAGAGGACCAAAUAAAGUUCCACUGUAUUCGAUGGCUGUAGUAGCUUUUGUGACUUUUACAUUCAUAUUCAUCGGUGGAAUCAAUACUUUAGCACCGAUCGUAACGAUGCCUUAUUUAUUAACAUACGCUUGUAUCGAUUACUCGUAUUUUGCACUCGCACAAACUUUUGAUAUACAACAUCAUAGGGAACAAAGAUUUCACAGGCCUAGGGUCCAACAAACUUCCGUUAGCACUGACAACGAUUUGGAUAGAUUAUUUCCAGAACGCACAAGGCAUAAGAUUGCAAAUGGAGAAUCUAGUUCUAACUCUCUCAGUAGUCCAGACGAAAAUAGUGAAACCACACCCAUAGCACCUAAAAAUCACAUCCAUUCGAAACAGAAAAAUUGGUAUUCAAAUUUAUGCAAUCGAUGGCUGUCACUUUUUGGAGCAGUGCUGAAAAUACUGAUUAUGUUCUUAGUAAACUGGGUGUAUGCCUUUGCUUGUAUUAGUGUUGUAUUCCUAGUUUGGUUAUACAUCGGCACGGCUAACCCUGCAGUUAAACCAGGAUUAGCAUCGGAAUUUCGAUUCUUUAAAUGGCUGAAAGUAGUCUUCUUGAGAUGUAUGGGAAAACGAGUAACGGAUUAUGAACAAAUUGUUGUAACUCCGUCAUAUCCAGGAGUUGACUUGACAUCGUCUCAACUAAACGAAGACAAUGUAGACUUCGCAAACCGAAGGAGAUAUCAUCAGUCUGCCACAGUUCAAGGCCAUACGGUCAGCAUUGAUGACUGAUUAAAUUUAAAGCAGACGACGACUUAUGUCGACCGUUACAGUAUUAUAAGUCUUGCAAAGGAAAAAUACUACUUGUGCCGAUAUAUGAUUUUCUCAGAUUUUAUCAUUACGGAGAUUAUAUUAUCUGUUCGGGAGUUAACAUUGUUUAAAUACUUGAGAUAAAAAACAGCUUAAGAAAUAAUUAUAGCAUUCCUAAAUUAUAAUAAAAUUUGUCACUAAUAUAUUUAAAUAAUUUUUAUAAAAUUGGAUUUUUUGACUUCACACUUGUGAAAUAAUUAAAAUUCUUUUUUGCCAUACAUAUCAGUAAACUGCUUCGUGUAACUUUAGAUUAAUACUAAUUAUUGCCAAAUGAAUGAAUAUAACUUUUUGGAAACUGCAAUCUAAGAACGUGUCUUUGGAUUUUAAAGAAAUGGACAAAAUAAUCAACAAUAAAUAUAUGAAAAUUUAUCAACAACUGAAAUUUAUGCCGGUCGCCCAGUGCAGCUUGUGCACCGUUUGCCCGCACACGCAUUCUCCAACUGUGUGUAUAUACGUUUCUACCACCUCCACGUUUAGUUCGACCAGACCUGUAUAUGGGUAUGGCUAAAUAAAUAUGGGAACAAGUUUUUCAAAUAUUUCAAUGCCGAGUUGCUGCGUAG
Molecule: messenger RNA, 2922 nt
Organism: Anoplophora glabripennis (Asian longhorned beetle)
Lineage: Eukaryota; Metazoa; Arthropoda; Insecta; Coleoptera; Cerambycidae
Product: solute carrier family 12 member 8
Exons: 9
Coding region: 326-2284 (652 amino acids)
Biological process (GO): chloride transmembrane transport; chloride ion homeostasis; cell volume homeostasis
Cellular component (GO): membrane
Molecular function (GO): potassium:chloride symporter activity
Source: RefSeq, a predicted model, not a curated record